AAGCUGCUGCGAAUCAUCAGCUCAAAAAGCGGCUUGCUGAGCAACACAAAGACCAAGCGGCGGUGGCCGUUCGACAACGAGAAGGUCCGUCACACUGUCCAUGGCCGUGGAGUGGCUGCUCUUUCAGACGAGUUGCCCGCAGUCCGACUGCCGUCACAAGUCCAUGGAACUGGUCUGGGCUCUCGUUCCAAAGCUUCCAGGUGCUCCAACCCACAAAUCCUACAUGACACACCUGGUCAGGGCCAAUGGGAACUCGUUUUUUCUCGAAAGGUUUGAGGCUGGUCUCUCCGCCGUGAGCGGCACUUGGACCAAUUUGACAAGCAUCCGCAAGUUCUGUGACCACUUGCUGGGCCUGCUCGAAUGCUACACUUGGAUUCUAGAGCAGCAGCUGCUGGAGCCCAAGCUGCUGUUUGAAGUUCCGGGCCAGCCCAGUGCCAUCUUUCCGCUGGUCACCACGUUUUUGGAGAAGCUGGCCUUGUGCGAAAACUUGCAGGAGGCCCUCGACAGCGAACAUGCUGCUUCCCUGCCAUGCACGCCGGCUAGAACAUCAGCACUUAAUGUGGUGAAGUGUUCCUUGACCGUGCGGCUUUUCAAUUUCCUGACCGUUUGGAUGAGGACUUGCCCGUCUUCCAUGUCUUCUGUGCCUGAUGCAUUUUGGAAAAUUGAGGCAUUUUGGAAGUGCUGUGUCGUCUGUGUGCUCCGGCCUUCUGAGGCUGGUUUCGACCUUGCCGACCUUGAAGUCGCCAACCAACUUCCGCAUGAGAUGCUGGGGUUCUUGAAGCAGGUGAAGGCCACCUUUCCGGACCUCCUGUCCUCGAGUUUCUUCACGGCGCUCGACGACUUUCUCGCAACACAUCCCGAGUGCUCGCUCGAGAGAGUCCUGGAGCUGAAUCUGAGCGAGCUCGACCAUCCGUCCGAGUCGCUGGACCUAUCGCAGGCCGACCUCGAGCCCAUGGAGGAAGAAGCUGCGGAGCCAAGGCAGAACGACAUCCUGAAACUCACGGGCCUCGCCUCGGGGUACCGGCUGUUGGCGGAACUGAAGAUUACCAAGGUGGUGGAACCGGAAAGUGCGAUGGCCCCUGUCCUCACCGUGGCCGAGUUUUUCACGAAGCGGGCGGUGUCACCGACGCCCCUCUUCAAGGAACUCUGCGUGCACCUGUUGCGACUGGCCACCUCUCUUGGAGUCGGCGAAAGCAGCAUUCUCGAAAGCCUUAAACCCACGAAGGCUUGGAAUGUCAUGGGGGACGAAUUGUGCCGGCACUUCGUUCGGAACACAGGCGCAUUUGUGCCGGCGGCCCUGAGGUUGACCAACGGUGCCGUACCUCUUAUGACUCAAGUCCUUAACUACGUUCUUCGAGACAAGACUCUGGUUUCCAUGGUUGGUUCGAUUAUGUCAUCAGAAGUAAUGAAGCAUUGGACCUUGCUUGCACCUCAUUUCAACGAAGACUGUGCACAGGCAGUCGUCAAUUCUGCUGUUUUGAUUUUGGAAAAGCUUGUGAGCCUUAGCCCUGAGAUUGCAAGUCCAAAGAGUCCCCACUUUGAAACCUUGUUUGCAAUUUUUCUAAAGCUGCUGGAACGGCCAAAAGCCACUCUUGUUGAUAAGGUCCUUGUGCUGGGCUUGCUUCCAGCGUUUGCCACUGAUGCACAUCAAAGUACCUGCGAAAAGCUCAGAGACGCCUUGGAGAACAUGGUGCUGCAGCAUUUUCCUAUGGAGGUGUCAAAGCUACUUCCCGGGGCCCCCGAACUGCUGUCCUACACGAAGGCAAUGCGCAAGUUGCUGGCUGGUCUCGAGUCGACUGGGAGCACCAUGCUCCUCGAGCUCCUCCUCCGCGUGCUCUACCGCGAGGACAAGAACCACUUUCUCGAGCCUGAAGUGCUGCUUUCUCUGCGUCGCACCAUGCCGCAAUGUUCUGAGGCGAAGCAACUGCAGUUACUCAACUCAGCCUACAAGUGCGCCGCCACUCUGCGUGGCCUCCCAACACCGGCCAGGCUCUCGAUCGCGUCCAAGCUGCUGCCUCAACUCCUGAAGCACAGUUCCAAGUCCUCGUUGCGGCAGUUCUUCGUCGAGAAUGUCGUCGCUAUCCUGGACACGGUCGGAUCAAAGAUACGAUCGGGUUCCGAGUGGCAGUUGACGAGCAAGAUCGUGGCUCUCUCCUGCCUUGAAGUCCUCUACUCGUGCUUACACAAGGACGACGUCUCUGGAAAGCAGUCGGCCAUCAAUAACUCCUUCUGUCGCGCCCGGGAAGUGGCCACCGUUGUCGGGAAUGAGCUGACCAAGGAAGUCACCAAACACACGAACAUGCUCAAAAAGGAAAGGGGCGAGCUAGGUGGGGACGAGGAGAACGCGUACCUGUGGCGCCACCUGCGAUGUGCAGCAUACAAUGUUAUCGCUGCCGUGGUCUCGUGCACUCAGGUCGAGGCGCAGUUCUAUGACGUCUUUCUCUUCCAAGAAAAGCCCGAGAAGGGAGAGUUUGUUUGGAACAACAUUACCGACGAGAAGAAGACGUACAAGUUCCCACUGGAAUUGGAAGCGCCAUCCCGAAGGAACCGUCAGGUCGUGGGCAUGACAGAAGCAGCUCCGGAUGACGGGAGCAAGCGCGAAUCUAACAAGAGACGAAGUCUUUCGUGGUCUCUUCUAGGGAGCAGCCUCGCCAAGGAAGCUAGCCAGUACAGCCUCUCUGCGAGCGGACUGGCAUUCUGGGACAUCGGUGAAUCAAACAAGUCCAUAGGUUCAGGGGCUGAAAAAGCACCCGAAGAAGACGUGCCGAAGUUCCGCAAGAUGAAAGUCGUGGACCUCGAGGAUGACGACCUCAACCGUCAUGAUUGCAUGGCAAUGGUCUGCUCAGUCAUUGAGCACAUGGCCAGCAUUGGAAUCAUCUGCAAGACUGUUGAGGAAGCAAAAGCCAACCCAAUGCCCAAGUGGCUGAGCACCAUCACAGGAGCAAUCACUGCAGACCAUACCAAGCCAAAUGCCCUUCUUUUUCUCUGUAGAGUCAUCAUCAAUUGCGCUGAGGUUCUGAAGGUAUAUGUGCAUCAACUCCUGCCAGUCAUACUUGACAUCCUGGCACGAAGGAAACUUGGGUCUGAGCUAGACGCCUUUGUCAUUGACCUCGUUGUGACAGUGCUGACUUGGACCGCUGAUCUAGAUGCCAAAGAUCUCAAAGGCUUGGGUGUAAGCAACCAGGCACAGUCGGUGCUGGAAUUCCUGGUCACGCACUGCGGACACCAGAGAAGCGACAUCCAGAACACCCAGUUGGAGCUGGUGAAUGCGUGGGUCGGGACGUGGAAGAGGCAGCUGCGGUUUCCUGGAGACACCAUUCUGCAGCUUUGUGAAGCCAUUUCGUUGGAUGGCAAAGAUGCAAGGGGCGUAUUUCUCUUUGGAAUUUUUGUCAAAAACGACCUCGUUGACUUUCUUGAAAUCCAGGACUACUCCCUUGAAAGAAUCCUGGACCGUUUGCCGAAACUUCUGGCUGGCAAACACCGAUUGUUGUACACGACGGUAGCCGAUGUUGUGGGGCUCACGUUUUGCAAGAUGAACGAAGGUGUCGGCAUUGACAACAAUUUUCUCGGCUCGGUAGAGUCAAACCUAGCAGCCAUUUUGAAGAUGGGCCAGCGCGACCAGUACGUGUUGGUCCUGAACCGCAUCUGUCGUCUCUACGAGCCAUUCGCAAGAAGCUUCACCGAAACAAUGAUGCUACAGCUGCCACGAGCCUUGGCCAGCUUCAAGGUCGCCAUCCUGGAGGUCAUCGCCAUGGCCUGCAUCGGAUUGGAUAAGCCCGUCCAGAAGUUGGAGGGACUCGGUUUCAUAGACAUGCUCGCUCACGGGUAUGUGCUCUGA
This is a messenger RNA of Rhipicephalus microplus (southern cattle tick), 3838 nucleotides long. RefSeq names its product DNA-dependent protein kinase catalytic subunit. Gene Ontology annotation, cellular component: nucleus. Gene Ontology annotation, molecular function: DNA-dependent protein kinase activity; protein binding. Gene Ontology annotation, biological process: double-strand break repair via nonhomologous end joining; telomere maintenance. NCBI's taxonomy places the organism in Eukaryota, Metazoa, Arthropoda, Arachnida, Ixodida, Ixodidae. The record is from RefSeq and is a predicted model, not a curated record.